AUGUCGAACGAAUCGAAUCGAUUUAUGGAAGAUGAAAUUGAACGAAUUUUUAAUGGUCAAACAUCGAUUACUAAAGAAAAAAUGAAACAAGCUUUAGAAGAAUUUCGAAUGGGUCGUGGUAGUGGUAAUCGUGGUCGUGGUGGAAUGAAUCGUCCUGGACCAAUACGCGACGAAAUGAAACAAAAAUUAACUCAACUAUUAGAAUCUGAAUUAGAUAAAAUUAAUUCAGAUACAAUAACAAAAGAACAAGCUAAAUCAACAUUAUUAUCGUUUGGUAGUCAAGCAAAAGAACAAUGGCAUACACAAAUAGAUAAUUAUAUUCAAACGUCUAUCAAAGAUGAAUUAACUAAAUUGAAUGUUCAAGAAUUAAAUGCUAAUCAAGCACGUGAUCUACUUCGUAAUAUUUCAAAUAAAAUGCGUCCAUCACAUGGUGGUGGACCAUCAUUGAUAGAUGAUAAUGUAAAACAUGAAUUUAUGAAUGAAUUUAAAACAAAAUAUGGUACAAAUAAAAUCAAUGCAGAUGAAGCUUGGGAAAUGAUAAAAAUAUUUGAUAAAAAACAGCACGAUAAACUGGGUUGUUGUGAAAAAAAAUCUGAUGGAAAAGAAGAAAAAGAUAAGAAAUGGGAAGAAUUAUUUGAUGAACAAUUUAAAGAAUUAUAUGGUGAUUUAAAUAAAACAAAAAUUAAUCAACAACAAUUAGAAGAUUUAGCUAAGAAAAUAAAAGAAAAACUUCGACAAGAAUGUCCACAACAUCCAGGAAAACGUUUUUGUCAACAUUAA
Messenger RNA from Adineta steineri, 780 nucleotides. NCBI's taxonomy places the organism in Eukaryota, Metazoa, Rotifera, Eurotatoria, Adinetida, Adinetidae. The record is from the annotation of a GenBank genome assembly.